Molecule: messenger RNA, 1918 nt
Organism: Parasteatoda tepidariorum (common house spider)
Lineage: Eukaryota; Metazoa; Arthropoda; Arachnida; Araneae; Theridiidae
Product: flavin-containing monooxygenase 5
Molecular function (GO): N,N-dimethylaniline monooxygenase activity; NADP binding; flavin adenine dinucleotide binding
Source: RefSeq, a predicted model, not a curated record
GGGUGAGAGAGAAAAACCGAAACCUUCUAAUGUUUUUGACCUGGCAGUAUCUCUAUUCAUCUGUAUCAGCAGUUACUAGGUCAAAGCAUGUAAAUAACUCUUAAGUCAGACACUUGCUCGUUUUUAGCCAUUUCAUCGAAUACCGCUUAAUAGAAAAAGAAUUUUAAUCAAAAGCGUUUAAUUUUUACAAAAUGCCUAAAAGAAUUUGUAUUGUUGGCGGAGGGGCCAGCGGUUUAUCAGCAAUUAAAGCAUGUUUGGAACAAAAUUUAGAGCCUGUUUGUUACGAAUGGACUAAAAAUAUCGGCGGAUUAUGGCGUUAUAGAGAGGAAGAUGUCCAUGGAUUGGGAUCUGUGAUGAGAUCUACAAUCAUCAACAGUAGCAAGGAAGUGAGUGCUUUUAGUGACUUUCCACCGCCAAAAGAAUAUCCAAACUACAUGCACAAUUCCAAAAUGAUUCGGUACAUUGAAAUGUACGCCAAGAAGUUUGGGCUUGUACAGUACAUUCAAUUCGAACACGAGGUAAAAUCAAUUGAGCAAACCGCGGAUUACGACGAUACUGGACGAUGGACUGUUACUGCUCAAAAAGUUGGAUCUGCUGAACCAUUCCAGGAGGUAUUCGAUGGAGUUAUGGUGUGUGCUGGACACCACGUUUUUCCAAUAAUUCCGAAAUUCCCGGGUCAGGAAGAAUUCCAAGGAAAUAUUAUUCAUACACAUUCUUACAAGAAACCUAAUGGAUACGACGAUAAAAAAGUUCUGGUUGUUGGAGUGGGAAACUCCGGCGGUGAUGUGGCGGUUGAAUUAAGCAAUAUUGCUUCACAGGUUUAUCUUAGCACCCGAAGAGGUGCCUGGGUUAUUCAUAGAGUGGGUCCCAAAGGCAAGCCUUUUGAUCUCCACCUGAUAAAGAGGUUCCUGAAUUUCUUUUUCAAUAAUUUACCAUAUCCCAUAGUCUGCGCCAUUGUUGAAAGAGAAAUCAACAACAGAUUCGACCAUGAGCUGUACAGGAUGAAACCAACUCAUCACAUAUUCGGCCAACAUCCAAUGGUCAACGAUGCUCUUCCAAACAGAAUACUCAGUGGUACGGUUGAGGUUAAAGGAGACAUCAAGGAAUUUACAGCUAAAGGUGUGAUCUUUGAAGGAGAAAACGAAGAGAUUGCGGUAGAUGAAGUGGUACUGGCAACUGGAUACAAAAUCUACUUUCCAUACCUCAGUAAGGAUAUAGUAUGGGUUGAAGACAAUCAAGUAGAACUUUUCAAAUUCGCUUUUCCACCCAAACUGAAGCAUCAGACAUUAGUUCUGAUUGGUUUGGGUCAGCCAGUUGGACCUCUCAUGCCAAUAUCUGAACUUCAAUCCAGAGUAUUUGCUUUGCACAUGGCUGGCAAAAUCAAUCUACCCUCCGAGGAGGAAAUGAUGAGAGAUGUCAGACGAAAAGAUCGUGAAAUGAAGAAACGUUACUUCUCUGGACCACGCCACACAAUUCAAGUGGAUUGGAUUAACUACAUGGACGAAUUAGCAGAUUUAGCUGGUGUAAAACCAGAUCUCACAUCCAUGUUCUUUAAUGAUCCUCUGUUAUUUUAUCAAUGCGUCUUCGGCUCCUGCGUUCCUUAUCAAUAUAGGUUAAAAGGUCCAAAUGCGUGGGCAGGUGCUCGUGAAGCUCUUUUGACUGUAGACGAAAGGGUUGUAGCUGCCUUGGAUACUAGAAAGAUGCCAAAGCAGAAAACUGAAGAACUCAAUAUCCUCAAAAUUUUAAUGGCCAGUAUUAGUAUUGUACUUUUGGCAAUGGUUUUAGCCAUGGUUGCCUAGAGUUAUGAAUUAGCAUAUUGUAUAUUGUGUAGAAAGCUAUUAUUGCGUUUUUUAGUAUUUUAUUUUUAUUCCUAUUGUACUUUUUGUGUGUAAUUAAAGCUAUUUAGUUGUAAUGAGUA